GCGCUACUUACUAAAAUUUGUCUAGGUAGGCAACCCAUAUUUCAGUUGCAUGAAUACCAAUACCAAUUAACCUAUUUUUUGACGUUUCUCAGUCAAUGUCAAAAAAAUGGCAAUGGCAGUUCGAUUUACAAGAUUAUCGAAGAAUUGUUACGGGGCCUUAGCGCCUGUUCUGGGUAAUGGUCAAGUGGCCUGUUUCUCAGCAGGCCCUCCACCAGGCACACCACCACCACAAACCAAAACAAAGUUUGGCCCUUUGGCCGAUGAAGAUCGUAUUUUCACAAACUUGUAUGGUAAACAUGAUUGGAGGCUUAAAGGGGCCAUGAAACGAGGGGAUUGGUACAAAACUAAAGAGGUUUUAUUAAAGGGAGCUGAUUGGAUCAUAAAUGAAGUUAAAGUAUCUGGUUUGAGGGGCAGAGGGGGAGCAGGUUUCCCCUCAGGUAUGAAAUGGUCUUUUAUGAGCAAACCUGGAGAUGGUCGCCCCAAAUAUUUGGUUGUAAAUGCUGAUGAGGGUGAACCUGGCACUUGUAAAGAUCGUGAAAUUAUGAGGCAUGAUCCUCACAAGCUUGUUGAAGGAUGCUUAAUUGCAGGAAAAGCCAUGGGAGCUAAGGCUGCCUAUAUUUACAUUAGAGGAGAGUUUUAUAAUGAAGCUUCAAACAUGCAGGUUGCCAUUGCAGAGGCAUACCAAGCAGGAUUUUUGGGCAAAAACGCUUGCGGUUCGGGCUAUGAUUUCGACGUUUACAUGCACAGAGGCGCCGGGGCGUACAUUUGCGGUGAAGAAACUGCCUUAAUCGAAUCUAUUGAAGGUAAACAGGGUAAACCAAGGCUUAAGCCUCCGUUUCCAGCUGAUGUCGGUGUUUUCGGAUGCCCUACCACUGUUACCAACGUAGAAACAGUUGCUGUGGCACCGGCGAUUUGUCGCAGGGGCGGUAACUGGUUUGCCUCGUUUGGAAGGACGCGUAACUCUGGCACCAAACUGUUUAACAUCUCAGGUCACGUAAACAGGCCUUGUACUGUGGAAGAAGAGAUGAGUAUUCCGCUUAAAGAACUGAUCCAGCUUCAUGCUGGUGAUGUUAUUGGCGGAUGGGACAAUCUUUUGGCCAUUAUUCCUGGCGGAUCCUCGACUCCAUUGAUUCCAAAAAGCGUCUGCGAAGACGUCCUAAUGGACUUCGAUGGGUUAGUUCAAGCCCAAACAAGUUUGGGAACAGCCGCCAUUAUCGUAAUGAAUAAACAAACCGACAUCGUUAAGGCUAUUGCGCGUUUAAUCAUGUUCUACAAACACGAAUCGUGCGGACAAUGCACGCCUUGCAGAGAAGGUAUCAACUGGAUGAACAAAAUAAUGUACAGAUUCGUUGAUGGUAACGCAAAGCCCGACGAGAUAGAUAUGUUGUGGGAAAUUAGCAAGCAAAUUGAAGGUCAUACAAUUUGUGCCCUUGGUGAUGGGGCUGCUUGGCCUGUACAGGGACUCAUCAGACAUUUUAGACCAGAAUUAGAGGAAAGGAUGAGAAAGUUCCAUGAGUGUGAGCAAAAGAAAAUAGCAAAUAAUUAGAAUGUAAAUAUGAUUUUUUUUUCUUACUCACACGCUCUCAGUAUUUUGCCCCUUAUGCUGAUUUUUUUAAUAUCAUGGUUUGUGUAAUUAUUUAUCAAUUUAAACUGUGCACUGUAUAUUAAUAAAGUUUCAAUGUUUUG
This is a messenger RNA of Brassicogethes aeneus, 1686 nucleotides long. The record is from the annotation of a GenBank genome assembly. NCBI's taxonomy places the organism in Eukaryota, Metazoa, Arthropoda, Insecta, Coleoptera, Nitidulidae.